Molecule: messenger RNA, 1417 nt
Organism: Patiria miniata (bat star)
Lineage: Eukaryota; Metazoa; Echinodermata; Asteroidea; Valvatida; Asterinidae
Product: peptidyl-prolyl cis-trans isomerase FKBP62-like
Exons: 2
Coding region: 252-1184 (310 amino acids)
Molecular function (GO): protein binding
Source: RefSeq, a predicted model, not a curated record
UGGAUCAGUAGAGUUUUGCGACCGUGUUUUGCUGCCGUUUGUUUGGGUCCGGUUUUGCAAUGUUUUGUGCAUCGAAAUGUGUACGUAUGACGACUUGUCAGUCCACUGUGUUGUGAAUGUUUUCCUUCCAGUGCUGUGAAUGUGAUGUUUUUCUUCACUUGACACCCGGUGCACAAACCCCGUAUGAGAUCGAGACUGACAUCUGCAGUGAUGCCCUCGAAAGUGUUGAAUGUGACGGAUGACCUUAAACCAUGGGUGUAACAGCAAAGACAUCACCGAUGAACAUGCAAAGCGUGGAGCAGUCAUCACCAUGUAGAUCCUUCACCAAGACCGUCAUCUCUCCUGGAUCAGGAUUGGUCAGACCCAAUGAAGGAUCAAUGUGCACCGUGCAGAUCAGUCAAUCGGGCGACUCGACCCAUCUCGACGAGGCUCUGAUUGGAUACCCACUUGGCGAGGAGACGGUGAUUUGUCUCGGUUUCGGAGAAGGCCUGGUUUCUCACAUCGUCGAUGCUUGUCUUGAGAUGAUGUUGCCAGGAGAGACGUGUAAGAUGGAGGUUGCCCUGGAAACGAUGCGGGAAAUUGCAUCGAGGCAGCAAAGUAUCAUGAAAGUGGACAGUGAAUCAUUGCUACAGCAACCAGCUGUGUUGCAGAUAGAACUGAAGUCACUCGUACGAGGCAAAGACAUUCACGAAAUGACCGUCGAUGACAAGUUUGAAAGAGCCGCCAAGUUCAAAACCAAAGGAAGCAGAUGCUUCAGUUGUGGUAAACUACAGAAAGCUGAAACCUUCUACCUCAGAGCGCUGAAAUACAUCAUAACAAUCGACGCACCGGAACUUGAUGACGAAACCGACGCAACAAGAGAGAAAUUCAACGCACUGAAGUGUGCUUGCCUGUUGAACGUGGCUGCCUGCAAGCUCAAGUACAAAUGCUACGAGCACGUUGUUUCUCACUGCACUAAAGCCUUAGCAGUUGACGGAAACAAUCCCAAGGGGUAUUUCCGGAGAGGAAUAGCGUACAUGGAACUGCAGGACUACGAGAAGGCAAAAGCAGAUUUUGACCAAGCGGUGCGCUUCGAACCAACAAGUAAGCCGUUGAAGCAACAGAGACAAAUUCUACUGGACAGAAUGAAGACUCUGGAUGCCAAGUAUGCCAAAGCAAUGAGCAAGAUGUUUGGUGGACAAUGAAACAAAGAUGACAUUCUUUCACUUUAUAUCUAACUUUGCAAUGAAGUUGCUGAUGUGGUCGUAUUUGAGGUCAGGAGAUCAGACACUUAGUCUUGGGCUAGACGUUGUUAUGGUUUUUUCCGGUUUGAUACGCGAUAAUCCGCCGCAGCAAGAGGGUGUUAUCACGACCAACCAAUAUCACCCACGAACCCAUCGGAACGUCUAGGAAAAUUUGUAAAAUCUUCCCCCUGAAA